Molecule: messenger RNA, 360 nt
Organism: Dentiscutata erythropus
Lineage: Eukaryota; Fungi; Glomeromycota; Glomeromycetes; Diversisporales; Gigasporaceae
Source: the annotation of a GenBank genome assembly
CACAAUGUGACUAUAAUACACCCUGCAAGUGCCCUACUGGGUGGUUGGCUCAAGGAGAAUACUGUGGUGGUCAAAUCGGUCAAGGUAAAUUGGUAAAUAAUGAAUUUAAAUUGUAUUUACGUCCUACUGGUAAUACUUGUGAUUAUGGUUAUCAGAUCAGUUGCGCCCAGUGUGGGGCUUUACAGUGUACCAGCCCUGUUGUUUCGGCAAGCUCUAGUCAAAUAGAAAUUCCAUUCCAACCUACUAGCAUGACAAGACCCGGUCCAACAACAACUAAACCAUCAACAAAUAAUUCGACCUCUUCUCAAACGCGUUUGUUUAUUGAAAUUGUUAGUAGUAUAGGCGGAAUAAUUUUAACCA